AUGAAUUUCUCUGAUUUUGAACAAUUUUUUUAUCGUGAACCAGUUGUUGAAUCGAUUACAACAGGUGGACAUUUCGAAUUACUUGAUAUAACUGAUGAAGAAAAAAAAGGAGCAGAAGAAUUUAUUCAUAGAAAUGGUGUUCAUGGUUUAGAUGGGUAUCUUUCCCAACGAUUGGAUGCAUGGAAACAACAUCCAUUAGAUAUUGCUGUUGUUGGUUCAAGUGGUGUCGGUAAAUCAACAUUUAUUAAUUGUUUGCGUGGUUUAGAAGCUGAAGAUGAAGGUUCUGCAAGUGUAGGUAUUGUAGAAACAACUAAUCAACCAACUCCAUAUGAACAUCCAGAUUUUUCAAAUUUGAAAAUCUGGGAUUUACCAGGUGUUGGAACACCAAAUUAUCCUCAUUCAUGUUAUUUAGAAAAAGUUCAAUUUGAACGUUAUGAUUUUUUUUUAAUUCUUUGUCGAACACGUUUUACUGAAAAUGAUCUAUGGCUUGCAUCUGAAGUUAAAAAAAAUAAUAAACGAUUCAUAUUUAUUCGUACAAAUAUUGAUUCUGAUUUACAUAAUGAAUAUGAAGAUCAUCCAAGUACAUAUGAUGAAAAAGAAAUUUUAGAACGUAUUCGUAAUAAUUGUCUUGAAUAUAUUCAUACUAUUGAUUCGAAUGCUGAAGUAUUUCUUAUAUCUGGUCAUUUAAAAAAUCGUUUACGUUUUGAUUUUGGAAAAUUAAAUGAAACAUUAUUACGUGAUUAUCCAUCAUUAAAACGUGAAUCAAUGAUUUUAUCAAUGUCAGUUAUGUGUAAAGAAGUUUUAUUAGCAAAAGUUGCUGCACUUUAUCGUCGUAUAUGGAUUGUUGCAUCAGCAUCAGCAGCUGUUGCUGCUAUACCUGUACCAUUUCUUUCACUUGGUUUUGAUGCAACAUUAGUUAUGAGUGAAGCUGAAUUUUAUAAAAAACAACUUGGAUUAGAUCAAGCUGCUUUACAAAAAUUAUCAAAUGUUUAUCAAAUACCAAUGCAAAAAAUAGAAAAAGAAUUAAAUGAAAUAUUUCCAUUACAAUAUUUAACUUCGUUAAGAUCAUUUGUUUUAGAUUUUGCAAAAAAACAAGCUGUAGGAGCAACAACAGAAGAAUUUGUUCGAUUUGUACCAUACGUUGGAACAGCAAUUGCAUCAACAUUAUCAUUUGGACUUUGUUAUAUUGUUUUAUAUAAAAUAUUAAUACGUAUGGAACAAGCAUCAUUGAAAAUUGUUGAUGUUGUUAUUGAUGCAUCGAAUCAAAUGAUUCGAGAAGAACAACAAAGACAACAAUUAAUCUAA
Rotaria sp. Silwood1 is the source of this 1305-nucleotide messenger RNA. The record is from the annotation of a GenBank genome assembly. Lineage: Eukaryota; Metazoa; Rotifera; Eurotatoria; Philodinida; Philodinidae.